Molecule: messenger RNA, 951 nt
Organism: Pomacea canaliculata
Lineage: Eukaryota; Metazoa; Mollusca; Gastropoda; Architaenioglossa; Ampullariidae
Product: short-chain collagen C4-like
Exons: 3
Coding region: 46-627 (193 amino acids)
Source: RefSeq, a predicted model, not a curated record
CUGUAUCUGUAUCGUCAUCCACUGAUUCAGUACCUGACGGCAGCCAUGACACUUGUCCUCAGCAUCCUUGUGUGCGCCUCGCUUCUGCCAGCUUGGACUGCGGCAGGUACCGUUUACACACGCUGGGGAAGCAAGAUGUGUUCUUCAUCAGGAGCAACGGUGUAUUCAGGUUAUGUGGCCGGCAGUUGGUACACCCAUACCGGAUCUGGAGCCAACUACCUGUGUCUAACUCCCAAUCCCGUGGCCAGCAACGUAACAAAACCGUACUACGUGGCCUCCCUGUACGGCGCCGAGUACGAAGUGACGACACGUGCAGAGAACGACCAGGAUGCGGUGUGUGCCGUGUGCUUCGUGAAAACUCGCUCAGUCAACAUCAUGAUACCCGGCACCAACAAGUGUCCGACUGGGUGGAGCUCCGAGUACACGGGUUUACUCAUGAGUGGGUACGACGGACACGCCGGGUCAACGGAGUUCAUUUGUGUGGACAGCAAACUGGAAGGUCGGAACUCCUCAAGCGCUAACAACAACGGCAGGCUGUUGUACCUGGUGGCUGGCUACUGCGGCAGUCUACCCUGUCCUCCGUACCUGAACAACUACAUCCUGCAAUGCGUUUUUUGCUCCAAGUGAGAGUCCAUCGUUCUGUCCCAGCAAUCCAAGAACAAGGUCUCUACACUGCGUUAUUCUGCGACGUGAUCCAAUCAGAGAUUAAUAUUAACUUUCUUUGCAUUGACUUUUCUUUUCUCUGUGAGGUUAGGUAAAAAUACAGUUGUGAGAAGACUGUUAAGUUUUUCUGCAUUAUAAAAGAAAGGACAGGUCUUGUAAUGUUUAUUAGUUUCUAUAAAACUGUUAGAAGUUUUAGUCUGCUGCCUUUUUUCAACAUGUGCUUCUUCCAGUAAAGGCUGUGGAAAUUCACUUUCUCCUGCUUUCUACAAAUAAAACCUUUUAUUCGCA